UUUUCGAUUUCUUCCAAAAAACCCUUUUCUGUGCGUUUUCUCGAUCUCGGUGACGAUGGCUACUGAUUGCGACGAUGAUCCGCCGUACUGUUCCGAGAUGAAGUUCCUGGACCUCCCCGAUUGUAUGAUAGAACAAGUUCUGGAGUUUCUGCCCUACGACGAAAUCGCCAAGAAGCGCAUCGUUUGCCGGACGAUGGAUCGUAUCUGCCAAUCGUUGCUGAAUCGUGGUUUCAACAAAAUGGUGCGACGACACAAUCAGCAUUUGAAAACGAUCAAGUCGCAGCUGCCCAGAAGAGAAUCGGAACGGCGGAACCACCCGCUGGCCAAACAUUCGGAUAUACUCACCUGUAUCGAGACGCGCAUCUCGAUGCUGUCCAUGACGUACGCGAAGUACAUCGACAAGGAUCUAUGCUGCUUCAUCCCGGGCAAGGUAAUCGACGAGGUGUUGACCAUACUGCGGUUAAUCGAGAACACUACACGGCCUCUGCGAGCUCACGAGAUUCUGCAGGAGCUGCGAGACAUCUCGUCGAUGGCAAUCGAACACUUUGACGAGAACAUUGCUCAUCGCUUAAAGAAAUACGUCGACGUACCCUUUCCUCACCAUCAUCACCAUCCGGUGGCCGGCAUACAAGGUCCAAGCACGAAUCCCUUCCCAUCCACCAUGCUGCUGCACAACGAUGUGUUGAUCCCUUGCGAGCUCAUACCCAAUCUGCCUCAAAGCACGGCGACCACGCCACCCGCUCCGCGACCAUUGCCAUCUUCGUCGAGCACAGUUAAUGCAAGGGUAGCCAAUCACGGCUUUUAUCGACCCACGUGUGCUGCUGGCCGUUUCAACCAUUCGUUGCUCGCCCGGAUGGAUAAGAAGGCGCAGAGAAUGCGUAACGAUAUUACCCACAUCAAUCGUACGUUGGCCAACUACAGAGUAGAGACACGCAGCAUGCGGCUCAUGUUGAAAAGAAUGCUUACUGAGAUGAAGGAACUUCGGCGACGAUUGGAAGAAUCGGAAACCAAAAACCGGGAGCUACUGGCCAACAUUCAUCAAAUUAGCUUCGGUGCACCGUCGGCUGCAACUGCGGCAGCCGCAGCGGUUGUCAGUCCUCCUGCGACGAUCAAGCAAUGCGGCAUAAAGGCUCGUCAAUCAGCUAUCCUCAAACGAGUGUUACCCGUUUCGGAAACCGACUCCCACACACAGGGACCGGUGUCUUCUGUGCCAUUGUCGUUGGGAACACCAACAGCGCUUGAUGUCGAGUCUCCACCGGAUGCUAUGGCGAUGGGGGGAACCACCGCGAAAAAAGCCAAACUUAGUGAUUAGAAACGACUCCUCUUCGCAUUACUGCGAAUAACGGUUCGGUCUACUCAUUUUUACACUCUCUAACUAUUUGAUGCGAUCCUACGAGAACGGUAAGCGAUCUGUGGAGAGAACCGUAAGCUGCAAUAUGUAUACUAACGAUAGUGUUUAAGGCAACCUUGGCAAGAUACCUUGGACCAGCGCACUUGAUGGUCUUGAGAAACUUUGUAGAGCAGGCAGCUAGCUAACAUUUGCCUAUAGCGCAUCGGAUAGCAGUUUGAUGAAACACAAUCUCUCUUGGAGCCUCCACCAAUAGGAUAUACGCAUGAAUACUCGAAUUUAAUGCUGUAAAUUGGGCUUGUAAAAUUUAGAACUAAUUGUGGAACGAAGAAAGGCGCGAAUAAAACACAAUAAACCAAAAUGUAAGAAUUUAAAAAAAAAAGAGUCUU
Molecule: messenger RNA, 1737 nt
Organism: Anopheles darlingi
Lineage: Eukaryota; Metazoa; Arthropoda; Insecta; Diptera; Culicidae
Gene: pall
Exons: 2
Coding region: 56-1312 (418 amino acids)
Biological process (GO): protein polyubiquitination
Molecular function (GO): protein binding
Source: RefSeq, a predicted model, not a curated record